GCAUGGAUUGGGGAUUGGUGAUUGGGGAUUGGGGAUUGGGUUUUAGUUAGCCGGCUUUGUCUGGCAUUUGCUUUGACUAAACACUCGGAUUAAUGGGGCAGCUAGAGGGCGUGAGGGCAACUAAUCGAAUGAAGGUAGGGUCUAGGGUGCCGGACUAAGGUUACCAACAAGAGGUUGCCUUCGCCGGGCUCUGGACCCUCAGAUAUGCAGAGAGAAAAGAGAAGAGAAAAAAAGCUGACAGACACGCAUAAAACUAAUCCGCUUUAGCACGUUCCACUAAAUCGCAGGGCCCCAAAGCCCGGACAGCCAGCCGUACCGAGUGGGCCAGCUCUACGUUCGCUUGCGUCAUCCGUGUCCGAUUUUGAUUUAAUCGACGUCAGCGUCAAUAAAAUGAAAUCAGUAAUCGGUGCGACGCUUACCAAGCCAGGCCAGUCCAGGGCCCGUGUCCAGAAGAUAGAUAGAUAGAUAGAUAGAGUUCCACGUUCAGAGAUCGGUUCAGCAUGUCAGCCGAGACGCCGGCGGUCAAUGUUAACUUGGCCAAAAUUGUCAAUCUCAUUGGGUCCAAUGUGCGCGACCAGGAGCCGUCCAGCAUUGGCAGCUCGCGCAGCGUACGGCUCGCCAGCAGCGGCACGCCCCGGCGCGCCGCCUACUCGUACGUGCCCAAAUCGCCGCAGCUGGAGGAGAUUGUGUUCGCCGAGCCAACAUGCUCGGAACGCUUCGCCCGCUACUUUAUCCUUGUCAUUUACUUAUGCGGUCUCUGCAGCCUCGGCUUCAUACUGUCCAUCUAUCACAUCUUCUUCUGGGACUCGCGCAUGCCGCCCGUCUUCAAGGGUCCAAAGAAGCCGCCGGCUUUUGGCUAAUGCCUUUUGCGCAGCCCGGGACCAGAUGCCCAUGUUGACAAAAUUGUGAUACCCGAAAAGAUUGCCAUACGCCUAUUAAACUCAUCGGAAGUCACCGCAGAGCAGUUCUACAAGCACAUCCUC
Drosophila virilis is the source of this 983-nucleotide messenger RNA. The record is from RefSeq and is a predicted model, not a curated record. NCBI's taxonomy places the organism in Eukaryota, Metazoa, Arthropoda, Insecta, Diptera, Drosophilidae.